ACAUUACAUAACGACAUGCAUUAUGUUUGCCAUUGGACAAGGACAACAGGUAUGACGUGGCCGACACUUUUAUUGUUUUAAAAUUGUGAAAAUAAGGUCACUUCGGUAUGGAAAUCGCGGUUGGAUAUGCGCUCCGAAAACUUUUGGUUUACUUAUCAGCUGUGGCCAUAAUUUGCUAUGCGAUCGUGAAGAUGUGCCUGCUUAAACUAAUUUACAUCAUAUCUCCGGGACUGGCGAAAACGAUCAUUUUAAAACUCGGGGAGAUGUUUACGAUGACGCAAAAUCCCAAGUUCAAGUACGAAGACUGGGGUCCGACUUUCUUUUCUCCGGUGUUCGUCAAAACUGUGAUCUCCGCGAACUGGUGCACGCUUGGCCUGGAGGCGUUUGAGGGGUACACGGCUCCAGAUACGCCUGUUUAUACAAUGGAUGGUCAGAAAACGAGUAUUCACCGUUUUCUUAAAGAGAACCGUCCACUGGUUCUGAGUUUUGGAAGCUGCACUUGACCCCCAUUCCUCUACAAACUUGAUGAGUUCAAACAACUUGUCAAGGAUUUCAGAGACUUGGCAGAUUUCCUUGUUGUUUACGUCGCAGAGGCUCAUGCAACCGAUGAUUGGGCUUUUGCAAACAACGUUGACAUCAGGGUUCAUAAGAACAUGGAGGAGAGACUGGCUGCAGCCCGGGUCCUAGUCAAAGAAGACCCACUUUGCCCUGUUGUAGUGGACGAAAUGAGCAAUAUCACCGCCAGCAAGUACGGGGCUCUUCCUGAGCGACUGUACGUCCUUCAGAAUGGGAAAGUUAUCCAUCAGGGUGGCUUCGGACCCUGGGGGUACAGGCCUGAAGAAGUUCGCAAAGUCCUGGAGAAAAUGAAAUAAGAGGGGUAUAGAGAAUAUUUGAGCGGUGGGGGUCAAUGGUCUAAUUGACAUCAAAUGUUCGUUGAAAAUGGCAUAGAAAUUUAAUAGAAAUGUGUGGAACCAAUAUGAAUGCAAAGAUUAUAUUCAUAAAGUAGGACAAUUUGAAAUUAGACCUAUUAUAGAAAUUGAUAUUUAUACUUUUACAUUUUUAAUUUCUCAGACAUCCACAGUUUCUAGUGUCUGCGUCCCUGUGUUUGUUUGUGAAAGGUACAGAAUAAACCAACUGGUCUCUGUAACUUGAUGUUUCAAACACAGAAACGGUGAGGUAGGGCUUGGAACAGCGUUACUGGUGAAUGUUUCCUGUCAAGUCUAUAAAUGGAAAAAACUAAUUGUAUAUCAAAAUGUUUUUAUGGUUUUCUAUGUUUCUGUUCCGUGUUUAGUUAUAUGCAUAUGGGCAUUUAAUUGUUAUCAUGUUUCUCUAAUUUUGUACAAUUUAACUAUACAUUACGCAUAAUGAACCUGUAUGUUCUGACUAUGGGCAAGCUAAGAAAUUAUGAUUUUACAAUAUACUGGCAUUUAAACAGUUAA
Messenger RNA from Triplophysa dalaica, 1439 nucleotides. It is a transcript of the gene dio1, whose product is annotated as iodothyronine deiodinase 1. The transcript is spliced from 4 exons. The record is from RefSeq and is a predicted model, not a curated record. Gene Ontology annotation, molecular function: thyroxine 5'-deiodinase activity. NCBI's taxonomy places the organism in Eukaryota, Metazoa, Chordata, Actinopteri, Cypriniformes, Nemacheilidae.